Messenger RNA from Pecten maximus, 7184 nucleotides. Its product is annotated as transcription factor 4-like. The transcript is spliced from 21 exons. Gene Ontology annotation, molecular function: DNA-binding transcription factor activity, RNA polymerase II-specific; RNA polymerase II cis-regulatory region sequence-specific DNA binding; protein dimerization activity. Gene Ontology annotation, cellular component: transcription regulator complex. NCBI's taxonomy places the organism in Eukaryota, Metazoa, Mollusca, Bivalvia, Pectinida, Pectinidae. Bases 286 to 2760 code for a protein of 824 amino acids. Gene Ontology annotation, biological process: regulation of transcription by RNA polymerase II. The record is from RefSeq and is a predicted model, not a curated record.
AAUAAGUGUGAAUAUUUACAAAUAACUGUGGAGCAUACAUAAUAGAUGAUAUCAGCCUGACAUUAAAGUCAACGGAAAGCUUCAGAUUAAGUCAGAAACAUCGACAAUCGCUCGCUCCUCCGCGGAAGGAUAUAUUGUGUGUUGGUUUAGCGUCAGCGACAAAGGCAAAGGAAUAUGUCAGCGCUGUUCGGGUGCUACUGAGGAUAUCAAAGUGGCGAAAAAAGUAGGGAUAACUUUUAGGAAGUUAGCCACGAGCAUACCGGCUAGCCCGAGCGACAUUUAGGGAUGUUAAAUUCGGACGGUUUAGGCGAAGGACAACAAGCAUGGGGCGAUCGGCGACCAAGAAAUGAGAUGCCACCGUAUUUCAGAACUCCUGCACCCAGUAUGCAUUCUCGAGGCCCUGGCCUCAUGCCCGGUCACCCUAUGCCGUAUCGAGGCCACAUGGGUCACCAUCUGCAGGCCUCGCAGCAUGUGCCCGCAAAUGUAACGAUGUUUUCUCCACCGGUGUCCAAGAAUGGUCCUCCUGUCGGCCCGGCGGGGGCAGCGAGUAACAUGGAGUUUGGUGGCUACAAAUCAGGUUCUCAGAUAGAUGAAGGAACAUGGUCCUCAACGAAUCCCCCAGGUGGCUCGUUUGAAAAUAGAAUGUAUGAAGGUCAAAGUUUUAAUGGUCAACAACAGCAGAGUGAAAAUGUGAAUAUGAGUUACCCUGAUGUGAAUGCAUUACUGAACAAAGAACCUGAGAUACCCUUCAGAUCAGGAGGAAUGAACUCCUCACAGAACCUGAUGGGCCCCACCGUGCCAAUGUCUCCUAGCGCCAUGUCACCCAGCAAGUACUCAUCGUAUUACAACAAACGGCCAGAAGGCCGAAGAAGUGCUCAUGGACCAAAGUCCAGAAAGGUGUAUCCUCCUCAGAGCCCGGAUGAUUAUGGACAAGAAUCACCAAACCGUUAUACUUCUCCUAAACCUUCCUACGUGGAUAACUUCUACAUGGGAGACCCAUCUCCUCAUGGUGCGUCUGAUCCCUGGUCAUCCAACAACGGACUUCCCACAUCUACAUACCCUUCGUCCAUGUUGCCAGGCAACACACAGUACUCACAGGCGCCGUCAUACUCAGCCAUCCACCAUCCUCAUGACAUGGGCUACCCCACCAUAUCAAUGGCCCAGGAGAAUAUGUUAUCGUCAGGGUUACCUCCCAUGUCUACGUUCCGCGGGGGCACAAAUUUACCCCCUAGCUCUUCUUCCUUCUCCUCCUCAUCCCCUUCCGUCAAUGGCGACAUGAUGGGUGGUAGGGCCACACAAGGCCCAUCACAGACCGGUGACGCCCUGGGAAAGGCACUAGCAUCUAUAUAUUCACCAACAGAUCAUACAAGCAGUAAUUAUGGCUCUAAUUCCUCAACACCAGUAUCUUCCCCACCCCCUAUGUCAGGUGCAGCAAGCCAGUGGCAACGCCCGCCAGCACAAAGUUCUACCUCACCACACUUUGAGAGCGGUGGCAGCGGUGGUGGUACCAGUGGUGGCAGUGGUGGCACAGGUGGCAGUGGCCCCCUGCACAAUCUGGUGAGUGUGAGUCGGAUGGAAGAGCGGAUUGAGGAUGCGAUACAUGUACUGCGACACCAUGCUGAGAUGCCAGGCAUGCCCGGUCACCCUCAGGGGUUACCGUCCACCAUGAUGGGGUCAGGCUCACAUUCCAAUGGCAUGAUGGGAAGCAUGGGUGGCCUCUCGGGCCUCAGUGGCAUGGCAAGCCACCUCGAAUCGCUGACAAGUAGCCAUCACUCUAUGAGUGAUAGUAGACCAAGUACAUCGGAUCCAGCCAAACCUAUUGAUGUACUACGUGGUGAGAGUUCUGCUGACCCAGAUCACGAGAAUCUCCAGGCCGAGUCUUUAGACAAGGCAGAGGGAGAAUCUAUGAAGAGCGAGUGUAGUUCAGGGGGAGACAAAUCUCAACUUUCUCCUGGUGGUAGCUCCACAACUGGUCCUCCAGCCAAACGAUCACGUAGUAGCACUGAACCGCCUGAGGAAGACGAAUCUCCAGAAGCAAAGGCAGAAAGGGAGCGUGUGCGUCGCCAGGCCAACAAUGCGAGGGAAAGUACCGAUGAGGAUUCAGUCAGUAAAGCGAAACGCCGCCAAGCUAACAAUGACCGGGAGAGGGUUCGUGUGCGAGAUAUUAAUGAAGCAUUCAAGGAGUUAGGGACCAUGGUAUCCCUACACACAUCUAGCAGUCAGCCUCUCACCAAACUCAUGAUCCUUCAACAUGCUGUUAAUGUCAUCACCACACUCGAGGCUCAGGUUAGAGAACGUAAUCUGAACCCCAAGGCGGCGUGCCUUAAGCGUCGCGAAGAAGAGAAAACAGACGAGAUGCCAGGUGGGCGUGGUCUAUCAUCAGAUGACAUUGCUGCGCAGCAAGCCGCUCUGGCAGAUAGCCCUUCCAUGAGUGUGCCGGGGAUGAUGAACAUUGGAUGUAGCCGGGUCCCAGGGGCCCGGGCGGGCACCAUCACAGGGGGUCGGGACGGUGAAGUCCCACUACACAGCGCCUUCUCCUACCUUGGUCAGGAGAACAAUCCUGUGACUUCUGACCCGUACCGGUACAGUGAUGUCAAGUAUUCAAUGCAGGACUGUGAUGGCAGCCUUGGAGGUGGGUCCCUACCCCAGAAGAAGUUUCUAGGGGAGGGGACAGGCAGUCGUGCUCUCCACGGGAUGAGCGGGGAGGAUAAGACCCGGGGAGGCAUGUUCGGGAGCAUGCAGUGUUCACGGACUAAAUGAUGCAGGGAGCAUACAGUGUUCACAAACUUUAUGACGCAGGGAAAAGGCAUUGUUCAUGGACAAAAUGACACGAAAAGUAUGCAUUGCUCACAGACUCCUUCAGCAGGGAGCAUGCAUUGUGGUUCAUGGAUUGAUGAAUGUGGAAAGCAUACUUUGUCACAGACUUAUUGACAUAGCAUGCUAACUUGAUUUACAUACAUAUAAUAUGUAUAUAUAUAUUUACUUAUAUAAAUAUAUAUAUAUAGAUAUUACACUUUGGCGGGGAAGACCAAAGGCGCAGAGAGAGAGGAACAAGGUUGUACAUAUGUUGAUUCAUGCUUUACGAUUCUGUACAUAUUAAGGCCUAGUAGGGGAUAAUUCUCUACCAGUGCAAUCAGCGAUAAAAUCACUGGGAAAGUCUGAAUUACUUCCAGUAGGAACAAACAUCGUUUAUAUUGAAACGGAAAAGAUUUGUUGCUGAUAGAAUAGAGUGAGUGGUUGUGACAUUGUUUUGUUUGAGAUCUCUAAAUCUUUAAUCUUCGAUGGCGACAAGUAUAAUGAAAUGGGAAGUGCCAAGUCUAUCGAUUAUAUUUGGUCUUUAGGCCAAAAGUUUAUGAAAAUGCCCUUUCUGUUGGUUUAUUUUAACCUAUGCUCAGAGGUUAAAAUACCUAUAUAUAAGGGCAAUCAUGUAUUAGCAAGAUUGUGUAUAUGUUAGAAUGCAUAUCCUAUUGUGUAUUAAAUCCUGAAUUUUCUUUUUAAUUCUAAACUCAAGUUUUCUUCCUGAAAUGUGAGGAUGUGAAUUUCACUUAGUGAAUUAACAAUGAGCAUUGAUCUGGCUCUUGUUUCCCCAAUGACAUAGUUGUGUGGAUUUGAGCGACCAUGUUAUGGUGUAUAUCUGAGAUGUGAGACGUAGAUAUCUGAGAUGUGAGACUAGUAGAUUUGGUUGGUUGUGAACAUCUAAUAUUAAGUGUGAUAGUGACCAAUGGGUGCGACCUUUUGUGCCUUGGUCAGCAAAAAAAAAAGCUUUAUCUUGCACGAGAACAAACGUUCGGGUACACCAGUGUCUAGGUAGGGGUGCCCAUCUAUAAAAAAACAAAGUGCUGCCACAAUCACCAGAUGUAGGAUCAUCGUCUGUCAUGUGAUUAUGUUUAUUAAAAAACAUCAGUUAAAUAAUGUUAUAUUAUAUAUAGGAAAAGGGUGGAUGGGGUUGGGGUGGGAAAUUUUUAAACUUGAAAUCAAAUGUUGAUGGCUUCCUGUAGAAAUUUUUAAUCAUGAUAUUGAUUUAUAAGAAACAUUGCAGUUAGUACUGGCAGUUUAUAAACUGUCCCAGAAGUUCUCUGGGAUAUUUCUAGUGAAUAUUUUUCCUUGCUUAUUUGAUGUGAAAAUUUCGAUUUUACUCCACACAUUUUUGGUGCCUAUUUUUCAUCUGUUACUUGGCUCUGGGUUUGAUGAUGUCAUAUUGGAUAUGAUAUACGACAUGUUCUGUAUUAUAUUUUUAUAUUAACAUGAGUUUUUCCCUGCGUGUGUACCCCGGAUGUUAGGAAACCCUCUACACUGAGAAUUAUUCGGUGAAACCUUCAUUGGGUGAAGCCUUAUGUAAUACUACCUUCAUAUCUGUCAGUAUCAUUCAACAUAUUAUAUAGAAAAAAAUAUUGUUUCAUUUCCUCAUCACAAAUGUCAGUAAGGUUUCGGUGAAUCAUCACAUUUAUUAGUUAUGUUUGAUGAUUGUACACACAGCAGGAAAAAAUGUCUUCUUUUUAAGAAUCUCUGAUAAUUUUUUGUCAUUUUUUGUGUGUGUGUUAAAGCCAAAACAAGGGUUGGUUGCCUAUGUGUACCAAUCACCUUCGUAAUUCAAGGAAUGUGUAGGAUGUGUACCAAUGGUCAUAUAACAGGAAGUUAAAGUGUAGGAUGUAUACCAAUGGUCAUAUAACAGGAAGUUAAGGUGUAGGAUGUGUACCAAUGGUUAUAUAACAGGAAGUUCAUGUGUAGGAUGUGUACCAAUGGUUAUAUAACAGGAAGUUAAAGUGUAGGAUGUGUACCAAUGGUCAUAUAACAGGAAGUUAAGGUGUAGGAUGUGUACCAAUGGUCAUAUAACAGGAAGUUAAGGUGUAGGAUGUGUACCAAUGGUCAUAUAACAGGAAGUUAAAGUGUAGGAUGUGUACCAAUGGUUAUAUAACAGGAAGUUAAUGUGUAGGAUGUGUACCAAUGGUUAUAUAACAGGAAGUUAAGGUGUAGGAUGUGUACCAAUGGUUAUAUAACAGGAAGUUCAUGUGUAGGAUGUGUACCAAUGGUCAUAUAACAGGAAGUUAAAGUGUAGGAUGUGUACCAAUGGUCAUAUAACAGGAAGUUAAAGUGUAGGAUGUGUACCAAUGGCCAUAUAACAGGAAGUUCAUGUGUAGGAUGUAUACCAAUGGUUAUAUAACAGGAAGUUAAAGUGUAGGAUGUGUACCAAUGGUUAUAUAACAGGAAGUUAAGGUGUAGGAUGUGUACCAAUGGUCAUAUAACAGGAAGUUAAGGUGUAGGAUGUGUACCAAUGGUCAUAUAACAGGAAGUUAAAGUGUAGGAUGUGUACCAAUGGUUAUAUAACAGGAAGUUAAUGUGUAGGAUGUGUACCAAUGGUCAUAUAACAGGAAGUUAAAGUGUAGGAUGUGUACCAAUGGUUAUAUAACAGGAAGUUAAUGUGUAGGAUGUGUACCAAUGGUCAUAUAACAGGAAGUUAAAGUGUAGGAUGUGUACCAAUGGUCAUAUAACAGGAAGUUAAUGUGUAGGAUGUGUACCAAUGGUCAUAUAACAGGAAGUUCAUGUGUAGGAUGUGUACCAAUGGUCAUAUAACAGGAAGUUAAUGUGUAGGAUGUGUACCAAUGGUCAUAUAACAGGAAGUUAAAGUGUAGGAUGUGUACCAAUGGUCAUAUAACAGGAAGUUAAGGUGUAGGAUGUGUACCAAUGGUCAAAUAACAGGAAGUUAAUGUGUAGGAUGUGUACCAAUGGUCAUAUAACAGGAAGUUAAAGUGUAGGAUGUGUACCAAUGGUCAUAUAACAGGAAGGAAUUCUACUUAACAUGUUGGUGGUACCACCAAGUUGCCACCAAGACAGAUCUUGGUUGUCAGGCUGUAACUAGGACAGAUCUUGGUUGUCAGGUUUGUAACUAGGACAGAUCCUGGUUGUCAGGUUUGUAACUAGGACAUAUCUUGGUUGUCAGGUUUGUAAAAAAUAGGACAGAUCUUGGUUGUCAGGUUUGUAACUAAGACAGAUCUUGGUUGUCAGGUUUGUAAAAAAUAGGACAGAUCUUGGUUGUCAGGUUUGUAACUAGGACAGAUCUUGGUUGUCAGGUUUGUAGCUAGGACAGAACUUGGUUGUCAGGUUUGUUACUAGGACAUAUCUUGGUUGUCAGGUUUGUAACUAGGACAGAUUUUGGUUGUCAGGCUGUAACUAGGACAGAUCUUGGUUGUCAGGUUUGUAACUAGGAGAACCUGGUUGUCAGAUUUGUAGGAAGAACACAGACUUGUUGUCAAUUGGACACAGAGCUGGUUGCCACUAGGACAGAACUUGGUUGUAAGGUUUGUUACUAGGACAGAUCUUUGUUGUCAGGUUUGUAACUUGGACAGAUUUUGGUUGUCAGGCUGUAACUAGGACAGAUCUUGGUUGUCAGGUUUGUAACUAGGAGAACCUGGUUGUCAGAUUUGUAGGAAGAACACAGACUUGUUGUCAAUUGGACACAGAGCUGGUUGCCACUAGGACAGAACUUGGUUGUAAGGUUUGUUACUAGGACAGAUCUUUGUUGUCAGGUUUGUAACUUGGACAGAUUUUGGUUGUCAGGCUGUAACUAGGACAGAUCUUGGUUGUCAGGUUUGUAACUAGGAGAACCUGGUUGUCAGAUUUGUAGGAAGAACACAGACUUGUUGUCAAUUGGACACAGAGCUGGUUGUCACUAGGACAGAGCUGGUUGUCAUUAUAAGUGGUCGUCAGUUUUCCUGGUGUACUUACAUGAUGUACGACAGUAUGUGUGUCUGUUGUAUGUAAUAUCAUCCUAGUUAUCACAACACUCACUUCCAAUUUUACAAAUUUUAAUAAAUUUUAUCAUCUAUUUUUGAAAUGGAAUAUUUGCUGCAUUGAGAAUAUGUGUAGUAGUUACCAUGUGAUCAUGAGUUUACUCUGUGACCCUGCUGACCUAUAGCUGAAUAAUGAACUCAAUCUCCUGACUCAAAGUCUGGCAAAAUCUUCAAAUGAUUUUUAUUUGCUAUCACUCGGUAAAAUAGUGAAGUUCGUGUAUAAAUGACUUUGUAGAGAGUCAGGAAUAACCAGCUGUAGGGACAGGGCACCGGGUACUCCUGAUGGUAGAUUAGACCAGUAGGGGGCGCUGUAUACCUCUUCGAUGUCAGAGGGACAUUGGCGUCAAACAUUGGUUCUUGUAUAAAAGGGUACAAAAAUAAACGUAUAAAUGAUGA